This is a messenger RNA of Zasmidium cellare ATCC 36951, 1293 nucleotides long. RefSeq lists its product as uncharacterized. The record is from RefSeq and is a predicted model, not a curated record. The transcript has 3 exons. The coding region runs from base 1 to 1293 and encodes 430 amino acids. NCBI's taxonomy places the organism in Eukaryota, Fungi, Ascomycota, Dothideomycetes, Mycosphaerellales, Mycosphaerellaceae.
AUGGCUUCGUCGACGCCGACUUCGCCAAUUACGCCGGGCAUCAAUCCACUUCGAAGCGUCGCCUCUGCGGUCGCAUCUGUCACCGAGAAUGUCCUGAGUAGAGAUCUCCCUCCUGGCUUCUUCGCCGCCACAGCAGAAGCAACAAGCACAGCGCCCACCCUCGCCGAGAUCAGAAGAGGCAGCCUGGGAGAGAACAGGAGGAGUCAAAGCCAAACGAGAAGCAGGAGGAUAUCACGAGGAUCGAGAGACCUAGGCGACGGACCAAUCCCCGAACAUGACCAGAAUCUCAGGAGUAUUGGCUUGGAGGCGUUCCCAGCUUUGACCGAGGAACGCACGAAUGUCAGCGGCGAGAACUCAGCACGAGGCGACGCGAAGCCAUUGGUUGAAGAGGAGGAAGUUCGAGCUGGGACGGCCACAAUAGGUCAAACUCAAGGGACGCACGAUGGCGCGCAAAGUGUCAGGCCACUGAGACGCGGCGAGAAAGUCUACACAUCUGGCUACAUCCCGCCUCCCAAGCUGCCCUGGACCACUUCGACAGCAAUCGGGCUCAAGGCCUUCUGGAAAUGGUUUCUGACGCCUUUCGGGUUUUUAAUCACUAUCUACGGCUUAAACAUCGUCGCUUGGGGUGGAAUGCUUUUCCUUCUUCUGUGCAAUGCAAGUCCGGCCAUGUGCUGGACCUCUGACGGCAACGGCGGCAAGUUCUUCGACUGCAACGAUAUCAACAGCCCUCGCAGGAAAUGGAUCGAAUGGGACUCGCAAAUCUUGAACGCUUUAUUCUGCGUCACGGGCUUUGGACUUGUACCUUGGCGAUUCCGCGACUUGUACUAUCUGCUUUGCUUUCGAUUCGCAAACGGUCAAAAGCAGGGUCAGGCAAAGAAGAUGUUUGGGCUGCGCAAGCUGGCUGGUCACUAUCGCACCUGGUAUCGUCUGCCAGACUCUGACACGUUGAGUUCAACAAACGAGCAACCAGACGAGGUACUGGAAUCAGACUUGAGGAUACCUCUGCUUACCACCGAACGACCUGAAGAUCCCCUCACGGGAGUGCGAGCGCCACCGACCGCCAUCUGGAAGGUGGACUUCUUCAUCUGGUGCCAGGUUUGGAACACCAUCUUCCAAUGCUGUCUCGCUGGCUUCAUGUGGGGCAUGAACAGAUACGAUCGCCCAUCUUGGUCGACUGGUCUUUUCGUUGCCCUUGCCUGUAUUGUGGCAGGCGUCGGCGGCGUAGCGAGUUACAUCGAGGGCCGCAGAGUCAAACGGGUGGAAGCUCAGCAUGUGAAUCUGUUGGGCCUGUGA